AUGUUCCCUUCAUCGAUGCUCUUUCGAACACCGAAUAUGGCCGGCCCAUCAUCGAUCUUCCCACAAGUGCCAAGCGGGGAUCAAUUCCUGAAUUUCGUCUACCAGCAAAGUCUCCUCAACUACAUGACAACACUUCAGAGGCUACAACAAGUCAAUCCACCAAAGCCAGUCAAACCGGAGCCUAAAAAGGAAAGCGAUGAGCCGCCAGAGAAACGAAUGAAGUUUGAUUUCACUAAACUGGCCACAUCAAUCGAAAAAGAGGAGAAAGCAAAAGCUGACUCUCCACCGAUGCCAAUUGGGCCUUCACUUUUCCCUCAAGCUCAUAUCUCUCUUCCUGGAGCUUCGUAUCCUCGACCAUGGUUUAUGCUACCGGGAAAACGAACCGGUGGUCGAGCCACUCGCCCCAAGAAAGAGUUCAUCUGCAAAUUCUGUAGACGACAAUUCACGAAAUCCUACAACUUGCUCAUUCAUGAGAGAACGCACACUGACGAGCGGCCCUACCCAUGCGAGCAGUGUGGAAAGGCUUUUCGACGACAAGAUCAUCUACGUGAUCAUCGAUUCAUUCACUCAAAGGAUAAACCCUUCAAGUGUGACAUUUGCGGAAAGGGUUUCUGCCAGUCGAGAACCCUCGCGCAGCAUCGAUUCGGGCACUCGUCGUGCGCUGGUAAAGAGGCAAGCCCACUCGCUCCAACGAGUACCCCAUCCAGAACUCCAUCUCCAGCUCUUCUCCACUCUCCCGAAUCAACCUCUCCCGAGUCAAUCCAUAUCAAAAACGAGAUCAAAAAUGACGAUGAUGAGGACACGGUUGAUGUUGAA
This is a messenger RNA of Mesorhabditis belari, 816 nucleotides long. Lineage: Eukaryota; Metazoa; Nematoda; Chromadorea; Rhabditida; Rhabditidae. The record is from the annotation of a GenBank genome assembly.